Molecule: messenger RNA, 1444 nt
Organism: Sardina pilchardus (European sardine)
Lineage: Eukaryota; Metazoa; Chordata; Actinopteri; Clupeiformes; Clupeidae
Gene: zcchc9
Product: zinc finger, CCHC domain containing 9
Exons: 5
Coding region: 333-1145 (270 amino acids)
Cellular component (GO): nucleolus
Molecular function (GO): zinc ion binding; nucleic acid binding
Source: RefSeq, a predicted model, not a curated record
ACGGACACGUGAAACUGUAGCGUAAUGGUAAUGCUAGCUUCAAAGUCAACAUUUUUAGGGAGUGAUUAACUCAUUUAAUGAUCGUUGGUGUUGUUAGAGUUAUUUGUGCGCACUAUAGGGUUGCGGCUAAGCUUACAGUUUGAUAUUAGCGUACUUCAAUGUAACUUACUGAUUUAAGAUGGUACAGUGUGGUCUGGUGAUAUGACUCUAACAAUAAUACGUUAGCUAUUUUGUAUAGCCUACAAAAUAACGACAACAACACACACGUCUUCGAGAAGAGUCACGUGAACUAAUUUAGCUGAAGGUUGGUUUGCUAACUGCCUGAACAAAUCAUGACGCGCUGGGCAAGAGCCAACAAUGUCCACAAACACAAACCUGCAGAUGCCACCCCAUGGAGCCAGCUAAGGACUGGUGCUGGUCGGUCAAAUGCAGACGCGAGCUCCGGUGCUGACCGUCGAGGACCUUCCAAACAAAAGCCUAGCAAAGGACCACUGAGGCGUACUCAGACUGGCCAGGGAAGUAUAAAGUCAAAGAAGGAGUCCUCCACUGAUGUAAAUGGCUUUUUGGAUUAUCUCAAGCAGACAGGGCAGCCAUUGCCAGGCAGAAGGCAAGUGACACACCAGGAGUUCAGUGAAGAGCUGAAUAUUGCCCUCAAAAAGGACAAGAGGAGAGAAGACAGGAGACUCAAGAGACAAUCUUCUAAAAAGAGUAACAUGGUGUGUUUCCACUGCAGGAAGCCAGGUCACGGCCUUGCAGACUGCCCAGAUGCAGACAAGGAUGUGGAGAUGGGCCGUGAUAUCUGCUAUCGCUGUGGCUCUUCCGAACACGAGAUCCAAAGAUGCAGAGCCAAAGUGGACCCUGCCCUUGGUGAAUACCCAUAUGCCAAGUGUUUCACAUGCGGCCAGACUGGUCAUCUCUCCAAAUCGUGCCCUGAUAACCCCAUGGGAAUGUAUGCUGCUGGACGUUGCUGUCGAUUGUGUGGCUCUGUUGAACACUUCCAAAAAGAUUGUCCUGAGCACCAGAGUGCAACAAACUCAAUCACACUCAGACGCUUGUCCAAUAACCUGAGUGCUGACCAUGAGGAUGUCCACGUUCCAGUGAAGAAAGUGCAGGCCAAGGCUAAGCCUAAAGUGGUUGUAUUCUAAUGAUUGCAAGCUGUUGUUGAGAUCAAAAUGGAAAACACGGAGGACUUUCUUCAGUCUUUUUGUCUGCAGUCUUUUUUUUUUUUUGGCUGUUUCACAAAACAAUGAUACCCUCAGACAUCAACAUCAACCCAGGAAAUCGCUGGGGAAUUAUGAACUGUUCACAUUCGUGGUUCAGACUUGUUGGAAAUAUUACAGAUAUUUAAAUGAUGUACAUUUUUUAGGCUUUGUGUUAAAUGCUUUGAACAUAAAAAAACCAACAGAAUUUGCAUAUAAUAAAUACUGUAUAUAUUCAAACAUGA